AUGAAAAGGCAAAAUCAAAGCUCUGUGGUUGAAUUCAUCCUCUUGGGCUUUUCUAACUUUCCUGAACUCCAAGAGCAGCUCUUUGGGGUUUUCUUGGUUGUUUACCUUGGGACUCUGAUGGGAAAUGCCAUCAUUAUAGUCAUCAUCUCCCUGGAACAGAGCCUCCACGUUCCCAUGUACCUGUUCCUGCAGAACCUGUCUGUGGUGGAUGUGAGUUUCAGUGCAGUCAUUAUGCCUGAAACGCUGGUGGUCCUCUCCACUGAAAAAACAUUAAUUACUUUUGCAGAAUGUUUUGCACAGAUGUAUUUUAUUCUUCUUUUUGGUGGGACUGAAUGUUUUCUCCUGGGGGCGAUGGCUUAUGACCGAUUUGCUGCAAUCUGCCAUCCCCUGAGCUACCCAAUGAUUAUGAACAAAAGGGUUUUCAUGAAAUUAGUAAUGUUCUCAUGGGUCUCAGGGAUCAUGGUGGCUACCGUGCAGACCACAUGGGUUUUCAGUUUUCCUUUCUGUGGCCCCAAUGAAAUCAAUCACAUCUCUUGUGAAACCCCAGCAGUGCUAGAACUUGCAUGCGCAGACACCUUUCUGUUUGAAAUCUAUGCGCUCACUGGCACCAUUUUGAUUGUCAUGGUCCCCUUUGUGUUGAUCCUCUUGUCUUAUAUUCGGAUUCUCUUUGCCAUCCUGAAGAUGCCAUCGGCCACUGGGAGGCAAAAGGCCUUUUCCACCUGUGCCUCCCAUCUCACGUCUGUGACCCUCUUCUAUGGCACAGCCAAUAUGACUUAUAUCCAACCCAAAUCUGGCUACUCCCCAGAAACAAAGAAGGUGAUGUCAUUGGCCUACUCACUUCUUACACCUCUGUUGAAUCCACUGAUCUACAGCUUGAGAAACAGCGAGAUGAAAAGAGCUUUGAUGAAAUUGUGGCGAAGAAAGGUGGAUUCACACAUAUUCUGA
This is a messenger RNA of Herpailurus yagouaroundi (jaguarundi), 945 nucleotides long. RefSeq names its product olfactory receptor 10A3-like. Bases 1 to 945 code for a protein of 314 amino acids. Gene Ontology annotation, cellular component: membrane. Gene Ontology annotation, biological process: G protein-coupled receptor signaling pathway. Gene Ontology annotation, molecular function: G protein-coupled receptor activity; olfactory receptor activity. The record is from RefSeq and is a predicted model, not a curated record. The transcript has a single exon. Lineage: Eukaryota; Metazoa; Chordata; Mammalia; Carnivora; Felidae.